This is a messenger RNA of Scaptodrosophila lebanonensis, 3893 nucleotides long. Its product is annotated as focadhesin. The coding region runs from base 128 to 3772 and encodes 1214 amino acids. The transcript has 9 exons. NCBI's taxonomy places the organism in Eukaryota, Metazoa, Arthropoda, Insecta, Diptera, Drosophilidae. The record is from RefSeq and is a predicted model, not a curated record. Gene Ontology annotation, biological process: regulation of post-transcriptional gene silencing.
AAUUAAAUACUAUAGUUAAUAUUGUUUCUCUUAUAACAUAGUUAAAACCGUUGUACAGACUGAAUGCUUGAUAAACAAUAUUUACGAUUACCAGGCACGCGCGGCUUCCACCAAAAGUUGCGCCGCCAUGGAGGAGUUUAAUAGUGUUAAGGCCAACACUUCUGUAGUCAAACUGGCAGCAUGCUUGGAGAAAAUUUACAACAAAAUCGUGGAGGCAAAGGAAAAGCAAUUGGCUGAACAUCAAAUCAAGGAAAUCGAGUUCCUCAAGACACAAUGCAAGAACGAGCACAUGCAACUGAGCCUGAUGAGCUGUCAGACAUUGGUACGCCUUGUCGACGAGGGCGUGCUGGAUGCGAACAGUGUGCAGAACACUUUGCUAUCAUUGUUGCCGCAGGCGGGACCCAUGCACUUUACUAUAAUUACGGACAGCAUUGUCGGGCUGCAGCUCCUUACGCUGAAACGUAAGACGUCACUGCUCAAGGACAAUGAUAGCUAUCAGUGUCCGUAUGGCCUGAAGACGCAACAGCAUCCGCUUAUCGCGCUGCUCCAGCACCCGAGUGUUAAUAUGAACGACGUCAGCAAUAAGAUUAUUGGCAUUUGUAUGCAUCAUGAUAAGGACAUUAGGAACCAUAGCAUUGAGUAUCUUCGACCCGUCUUCCUCUACAUGCUGUGCAACCCACAAACGCUGCAGGAUGUCAAACCUAUCUGGACCUCUCUACUCACCUUAAGUAGCUCACAGGUAGAGGCGCGGGCGCUAAUGCAAGAACUGCUGUCCUGGAGUAAAUUCAAUAACGCCACCACGUGUCUAUGCACCAGCAUUCUUGUGAUCGAAGCCAUUGAGUACUUCCUACAGCAGGCGGAUCAUGCCCAAUCCAUCGAACUGUGCAUUUAUCAGGCACUGUUGGUUAAACAGUUGGCUCAAUAUGGUGUCGAUCCACGUCCCAGCUUGCAGUGCAUGCUUCGCGUCUUGCAUGAAACCCGGGAACAUACACAAAAUCAUUACCAUGUGUUGCUCGUUCUGCUGGCUGAUUCACUGCACCUCCUGUCUCCUUUUUAUUUGGCUGAUCUGCUACGCAUUGUUGCCUUCAUUGUCGUGCAGGAGCGCUGUGGUCAUGAAUACAUUCUGAACAUGUGUCUGGACGGUAUCAUUCAGUGGAUGUCUCAGACUGCAUUCAUACCCGCAGAAGGCCUCGCACUGGCGCAUCAAAUUGUGCAGCGUGUGCUGCAGAAGACGUCGACCGAGGAGGAAGCUCAGGAAAAUCAAAAGAUUGAAACGCACAUUUGCACAAAGGAGCUACCACCAGCACAUAUACGUAACUAUCAUCCGGACAUUGCCAUCGCCUUUGACUUGGCCAAUUUAGUCGAGUCGUUCGAUUCCUCCGAGUACAAAGAUGUGUUUGCAUUUGUCGAUGCUCUCAACGUAAAGGCGAACACAGCAUUUUGUCAACGUUUGCAUUUAUUUUUGCGCGCCCUCUUUUUGUCGCGCGAGCCCCCUGUGGACUGCUGGUUCAAAAUCUACGAGGUCAUUCUGCAGAUAAUAGCAGUGAAUGAGAACAUUGCCUAUGAUUUUAACAUGACGUAUAUUUUUAAGCUGGCCCACGAACAAAAUCCCGAGCUUCAGUUGGAACUACUACGUGGCUUGCCCAGUUUUGCCGUCUCAAAGGACAAUGUGCCCAUGAUACUUAACACCAUUCGCAACUUAACGGCGGAGAAUGCCACGCUUUGUGUGGACUUAUACUUGCGUUUGUGGCGCGUUGAGGCGCGCACCUAUCCAUUUUUGCUAAAACUUAUUGCCCAGCCCCUGACCAACAAUGACAAACGCUGGGAGCUGGAAGUGGCGCGCACCCAUGCAAUGCGUGAGAUUUGCCAGGAAAAACCGACAUUACAUGGCUCUGAGCUGCUGCCGCAUCUGUCCAAUACAUUGAACACAUGCACCGAUGAAUCGGGUGAUUUGGCGACUUCAUUAGCUUUAGAUGCCAUCUACGCAUUAUGUGACAGUCACACCGUCAACAUUGCUUCUACCUGGCAGGCAUUAGGCAGCAAAUUUAGGAGUGAGCAGCGUCCGCAGACUCUAAAGUCGCUUUAUCGGUUCUUUGGUCUUGUGCCACUUCUGCAAACGCCUACACUGGAGUUUGAACAGCUAGCGGACGAUGCACUGGAGCAAUUGUGGUUAUCCAUCAGUAGACCCAACACGGAUGCCACGCACAUACGCAAUGCGCUCACCGCUCUCAAGAGCUACGAGCCGGGAGUUACACUAACGUUACGCCACAUACCACCACAGUUUAAAUUUGAUAUCACUGGAGGAGGUGGUAGCAACGAGUAUGGCGGAAAGCUAGGUGGACGUGAGGUUGUGGAUCUGCAGCAGGAGGCCAUACCAGGUGAGGUUUGGGUGCAGCUAUUGCAGAAAAUUCGACCAGAGUGCGGCGAUGCGGCAGCCGAUUUAAUAGCCCAUUAUAUUGGCAACGAGAUUAAUAGUUACCGGAGUGGUGUCUACCGUCUGCCCGAAGGUAAACCGGAGCCACGCAAGUUAGUAGGCCUCUACGCCACCAGUCCAUUGCGUUCUGUGACCAACUAUCUCGCGGCUCAAGCGCGAUUUGGGGAUUAUGUGCCUGAGCCAUAUGCAGUGACGUUCGCAUUGCGGGCGAUUUCAAAGAAAUUUCCGAAGCCGAUACCACCGCUUGAUUGGAGCUGCCUGACUAGCUUCUUUCAUCUCUCUUUUGAUGCACGCAAGUAUUGCAUUAUGAUAGCUAAGAACCAGGCCUUACAUUCUGGAACUGCACGAAGAUUGCUCGAAAAUUUUUUGGUUGACUUUGAGCCAAAUUGUUUUGAGGAGGAUCUACUUCUGCUGUUUUCGCUACUACCCGAGAUUGCUAAUAGCGUGAGUUUGCAAAUUCUGAAAAACUUUGCGGAGAAAGUGGCAGUCUACUGUUUUAAAGAGUCGCAGCUGAAUGAAUUUUCAGAGGGUUGCCUGUUUGAGAAAUUUCUGGACAGCGUUAAGUACAUCUACAUGGGGAAAUGCGAUAUACCUGAGGUUCUGGAUGUUUUCACGCUGAUUGUUGAACGUUAUAUGGACUCCAUGAACUUGGACUCGAGAUUAUUUGAGCGCUACACUGAAGUGGUGGCGUUGUUACAUCCCAACGCUAUCGACGGCCUCACAACGCCGGCAAAUUGGUGGGAAACGCCUUUAGGCAAACUAAAGAAGGCAACCAUAAUCCGAUGUUAUCUGGUAUUGUACAAUACAAAACUGCCGAACCCACUUAAAUGGCUAAUCCCAAUCAUUGAUGCCUACGAGUGCAGAUUAGAAGAACGAGUUUUCUUCUACCGUCACUUGGCCGCCACACUCUAUGCCUUUGAAAGCGAUGAGCAUUCCUGCAAUUGGAUUAUGGAAAUGUUUGUGGAAAUACAAAUGCUGUUGGCUGAAUCGUCCAACAAGAAGAAGCUAACAAGGGCCCUUUAUCUACUCGAUAUAUUUAUAUUGUCCGUUGAUGUGCUAUCCGGUUGUGCAGUUCUCCUUGGCAGCGUGGAUGUUGUAGCUACAGAGAGUAAAGAACGCUUUGCACUGUUUCCUGAGAGCAUGCAAUAUCUCUGUGAUCACAUCUUUUGGAAGGAUCAGGAAGCAAAGAUUUAUGAAUUUCUCUAUAACCUCUAUAGACAUGUGUCUAUUCCGCCUGCGUAUUCGGAUAUAUUUAGAGAAGCGCUGAUUUCUUCACGCAACAAACCGUACUUUGAUGGCAAAGGUGUAUGGACCAAAUAUAUAGGCCUGCGGAAAUAGACACAAGCAUUUAUUCAGAUUACAUAUAUACAUAUAUGAAAUAUGAGCUUAAAGCGUGUUGUUUGCUAUUUCAAGUUGCCCAUUGAGUUUACGGAAAUAUAUACAUAUGACAAUUUUUUAA